Messenger RNA from Sciurus carolinensis (gray squirrel), 2379 nucleotides. RefSeq names its product UDP-glucose pyrophosphorylase 2 (gene Ugp2). Gene Ontology annotation, molecular function: UTP:glucose-1-phosphate uridylyltransferase activity. Gene Ontology annotation, cellular component: cytoplasm. NCBI's taxonomy places the organism in Eukaryota, Metazoa, Chordata, Mammalia, Rodentia, Sciuridae. Gene Ontology annotation, biological process: UDP-alpha-D-glucose metabolic process; glycogen metabolic process. The transcript is spliced from 10 exons. The coding region runs from base 488 to 2014 and encodes 508 amino acids. The record is from RefSeq and is a predicted model, not a curated record.
CCGCCCGGGGCUGAACGGCGGCGCUGGGGAGGGGGCCAGCGGGGGUGCAGCCCUUGGUGUCUGCUGCAGUCCAGCCCCAGAGGGCGUGGAGACUGAGGGGCGGUGAAAUAUCUGCUCUGGGUCCGCCUCUUUCAUUGAUGAAAUUUAAGUUCGUGUGGUUUUUACCUUUUCCGGGAGUCUCCAGCUGGCCCUCAUUUGUGUCAGGAGCGCAGUAUAGGCACGAGUUCUAGGUAGACUCGGUCGCACCAAGUUUCCGCCCUUUGGAUUUAGGGAAGGUUUUCCUAGUAGUUUUUUUUUUUUUUUUUUUGAUUUUUGUUUUUUAAUCGCUUUGAAUGAAUACUCCCUUAAAUAUCCAAACAUUCGAGGAGCAAGAACACGUCGGUUGGUAAAAGCAGGGAGGAGGAAGAGAGACCUGCCCUAUAGCGUGACUCCUCUAGAAAUUUUUUUUAAAAAAUUAUAAGCCAGAGUAUUUUAAUAAAACACUAAAAUGUCGAGAUUUGUACAAGAUCUUAGCAAAGCAAUGUCUCAAGAUGGUGCCUCUCAGUUCCAAGAAGUCAUUCGACAAGAGCUAGAAUUAUCUGUGAAAAAGGAAUUAGAAAAAAUACUUACCACAGCACCCUCACAUGAGUUUGAGCACACUAAAAAAGACCUUGAUGGAUUUCGGAAGCUGUUUCACAGAUUUUUACAAGAAAAGGGACCUUCUGUGGAUUGGGGGAAAAUUCAGAGACCGCCAGAAGAUUCUAUUCAACCCUAUGAAAAGAUAAAGGCCAGGGGCUUGCCUGAUAAUAUAUCUUCUGUGUUGAACAAGCUGGUGGUGGUGAAACUCAAUGGUGGUUUGGGAACCAGCAUGGGGUGCAAAGGCCCUAAAAGUCUGAUUGGUGUGAGGAAUGAGAAUACCUUUUUGGAUUUGACUGUUCAGCAAAUUGAACACUUGAACAAAACCUACAACACGGAUGUUCCUCUUGUUUUAAUGAACUCUUUUAAUACGGAUGAAGAUACAAAAAAAAUACUACAAAAGUACAAUCAUUGUCGUGUGAAAAUCUACACUUUCAAUCAAAGCAGGUACCCGAGGAUUAAUAAAGAAUCUUUACUUCCUGUAGCAAAGGAUGUAUCUUACUCAGGGGAAAAUACAGAAGCUUGGUACCCUCCAGGUCAUGGUGAUAUCUACGCCAGUUUCUACAACUCUGGUUUGCUCGAUACAUUUAUAGGAGAAGGCAAAGAGUAUAUUUUUGUGUCUAACAUAGAUAAUCUGGGUGCCACAGUAGAUCUUUAUAUUCUUAAUCAUCUAAUGAACCCACCCAAUGGAAAACGCUGUGAAUUCGUUAUGGAAGUCACAAACAAAACACGUGCGGAUGUGAAGGGUGGGACACUCACUCAGUAUGAAGGCAAACUGAGAUUGGUGGAAAUCGCUCAAGUGCCAAAAGCACACGUGGAUGAGUUCAAGUCUGUAUCAAAAUUUAAAAUAUUCAAUACAAACAACCUAUGGAUUUCUCUUGCAGCAGUUAAAAGACUGCAGGAACAGAAUGCCAUUGACAUGGAAAUCAUUGUGAAUCCAAAGACUUUGGAUGGAGGCCUGAAUGUCAUUCAGUUAGAAACUGCAGUAGGGGCUGCAAUUAAAAGUUUUGAGAAUUCUUUAGGUAUUAAUGUUCCAAGGAGCCGUUUUCUGCCUGUCAAAACCACAUCAGAUCUCUUGCUUGUGAUGUCAAACCUCUAUAGCCUUAAUGCAGGAUCUUUGACAAUGAGUGAAAAGCGGGAGUUUCCUACAGUGCCCUUGGUUAAAUUAGGCAGUUCUUUUACAAAGGUUCAAGAUUAUCUAAGAAGAUUUGAAAGUAUACCAGAUAUGCUUGAAUUGGAUCACCUCACGGUUUCAGGGGAUGUGACAUUUGGCAAAAAUGUUUCAUUAAAGGGAACAGUUAUCAUCAUUGCAAACCAUGGUGACAGAAUUGACAUCCCACCUGGAGCAGUAUUAGAGAACAAGAUUGUAUCUGGAAACCUUCGCAUAUUGGACCACUGAAAAGAAGAAUACUGUAUAUACACUUUAUACUAAUUAUGGGCUAAAUUAUGGGCUAAAUAAUUUCUUAUAUUGAAAUGUCCUCUAGGAUUCUAAAGUAGGCAGGUACUUGACUAUGUUACUGUACCCUGCAGUGUCGAUUUUUAGAGUUUUCUGCAAUAUGCUUUUAGUCUAAGAAAAACAGAUGGAGCAAUACUUUCCCUCUUUGAAGAGGAUCCUGAAAGUUCAUCUUAAAGUGCAAUAUUGUUUAAUCCUAAAACUGGGGCAGUUCUGUUGGAAGUUUUUUUUUUUUUUUUUUUUUAACAGAAGCCUCAGUGACGGUCACUUUGAAUUGCCUGUGAUUUCAAAAAUAAAGUGGUAAAGCCAUA